Molecule: messenger RNA, 1776 nt
Organism: Akanthomyces muscarius
Lineage: Eukaryota; Fungi; Ascomycota; Sordariomycetes; Hypocreales; Cordycipitaceae
Exons: 1
Coding region: 1-1776 (591 amino acids)
Source: RefSeq, a predicted model, not a curated record
AUGAUCAGUCGGUUGCGCAACGCUCUUCAACGCCUCCUCUGCACCUCUUCCUCCUCCUCGGAGCCCAACACCGCCAUGAUGCCCACCGCCGCCACCCGUCCACGGCCAUCACCCACCGUCACCACGGCCACCGGCGGCCGCAUCCUCGGCAAGACGCAGCCUGCAGUGCCGGAGCAGUACCCGCGCGCCGUCGAUGCCUUUUACGGAGUCCCCUACGCCCGUGUCCCGCUGCGCUUCCGCGCCGCCGUGCCACUCUCCCCAGAGUCCCUUUCGCGCUUCGACGCGAGCACGCCGGGGAGGGGCCGCCAGCCCAUGUACGGCGCGGUCGUGAGCUCUGCGGCGGAAAAGACGCUCACGCUGAAUAUCUUCCGACAUUCCUCGACGCCGGGAGGGAAGAGGGUGCCGGUGGUGGUGUAUGUCCACGGCGGGGGGUUCAACUUUGGCGAGCCGCUGGAGAGGGACCACGUGGCGUUUGUGUCCUGGAGCGGCCGCGAGGUCGUGGUGGUGAGCGUGUGCUACCGGCUCGGCGUCUUGGGGUUCACGCCCGGCGGCGGCAAAGGGAGAGAGCUGAAUUUAGGGCUCAAGGACCAGCGGCUGGCGCUGGAAUGGGUAAAGGAGCAUAUUGGCAUCUUUGGCGGCGACGGGGAGGACAUUACAUUCAUGGGCGUCAGUGCAGGCGCGCACUCGAUCGGGCAUCAUAUCCUAGAUCCACGUGGGCCGUUGCUGUUUGGCAAGGCCAUUCUGGAGUCGGGCGCCGCGACGGCCAGAUCGGUCCUGGCGGCGACGCAUCCGCGGACGCGGGCGCAGCUCGCCAGCCUGGAAGCCAACGGCACGGAUGGGAAGACACUAGAGACGCUGGAUGUAGAGGGCGUGCUGGAUGCCAACAUGGCCGUCUGGGCUGACAAUGCGGCCGCCGUGACCUGGCCGUUUCAGCCCGUCAUCGAAGAGAACCCGUCCAGCGACGCCGUGAUCCCGGCAACACCACUGCAGCUGUGGGAGCAGUUUGCCGAGAGAAUGGCCAGCGCGCCCCAGCACCAGCAGCAGCAGCCCCUGGCCGUCAUCACAGGGUUCUGCUCCCACGAGGGGACGAGCUUUGUCCCGGGCCUCGCGGCCACAAACGCCGAGUUCCGGGCCUUCUUCGCCACGCUCAUCCCGGGCUUCUCCGCGCAGGACCUCGACCGGCUCGAGCUUCUCUAUCCCGAUCCCGUCGCGGACCCGGCCUCGCCGUACCGCAACGACGCGGCCGCGUGUCGCGGCAAGGGCGCGCAGUACACGCGCCUCCACGAGGCGUACGCGCACUAUGCCUACAUCUGCCCCGUCCUGCACACCGCCCACAAGCUCUCCGCCAUUGCUGCUGUUGCCGCGCUGCCCAGCAGGGCACUGAUUAGAGUGUACGUCUACGAGUACGCCGCGCUGUCGGGGAGGUGUCCCGCCGCGGGCCACGGCGACCAGGCGAGCGUCGUCGCGCACGACGCGGUGCAGCUGCACGGCCAUCCGGGGCUGGCGGGCGUGGCGGAGGCGAUGCACGCGCGGUGGACGGCGUUUGUCGCGGGGGCGCUGGGAGAGGACUCGUGGCCGGCGUUUGAGACGCCGUUUGGCGGAGGGGACGGCGAGGGCCGGAUGCUGGUGUUUGGACGGGGGAAUGGGGAGAGGGUGCCGGGCGGUUGGAGGGAGGAGGGCGUGGCGGUGACGGAGAGGACGGUGACGGAGAGCGAGAAGAGGCAGUGCGAGUUUUGGUGGGCGAGGAUGGGGUUGAGUCAGGGACACGGUGUGUAG